Meyerozyma guilliermondii ATCC 6260 is the source of this 1395-nucleotide messenger RNA. It is a transcript of the gene DES1, whose product is annotated as Des1p. Gene Ontology annotation, cellular component: membrane. Gene Ontology annotation, molecular function: sphingolipid delta-4 desaturase activity. Lineage: Eukaryota; Fungi; Ascomycota; Pichiomycetes; Serinales; Debaryomycetaceae. The record is from RefSeq and is a predicted model, not a curated record. Bases 1 to 1395 code for a protein of 464 amino acids. The transcript has a single exon. Gene Ontology annotation, biological process: ceramide biosynthetic process.
AUGGGAUGUAUGGACAAAAUGGCUAUUUUCAGAUGGCUGCGCCGUAUGGUUAUUCAUACCCCCCACCUCAGUGAGGGAAAUGAAUGUAGUUACGAUGUAUUAAUGCUACCGGAAGCUCCUCUACGAUUUUUAGAUUUUCUGUCACACCUUACACCAGUAGAUUCAUUCUUCAUUCGCAUCUCGCAACGCCGCAACACGCGCUCGUUCCUGUACAACGUUCUUUGGCGAAGAAUCAAAUCACUCCACUUUCUUCAUUUCUUAUACUUUCCACUCUCGCAUCCCAUGUCCAUAACACAUCGGACCAAUAACAAAACGUACAAAACGGAAACUCCACCGGCUGAUGCUCCAAUCGAGAUUCUCAAUCAAUUUUAUUGGACAAAUGAACAAGAACCUCAUGUGCAACGCAGAAAAUUGAUCCUAAAAAGACACCCCGAGGUGUCCAAACUCACCGGAUAUGAACCCAAAACCAAGUGGUAUGUCAUUGGAGUCGUUUUGCUCCAACUAACGGUGGCGUAUCUUCUUCGGAAAACGCCUCUUAACAGCUGGAAAUUCAUAGUCACCGCAUACGUGAUCGGAGCCACCGCCAACCAGGCGAUUUUCUUGGCUAUCCAUGAGCUUUCCCACAAUCUCUUGUUCAAAAAACCAAUCCACAAUAAACUCUUUGCUAUAUUUGCAAACAUCCCCAUUGGAAUUCCAUACCUGGCGCUGUUCCAGCCAUACCACCAACUCCAUCACAAAUUUUUAGGCGAUGCCUAUCUCGAUACCGAUCUUCCCACUCACUGGGAAGGCAUCCUUCUCUCCAAUGUGUUGGGAAAGGUUUUUUUCGCCUGCUGCCAAAUCUUUUUCUAUGCUUUACGUCCCAUGUUCAUCACCCAGAUCCAGUUCACCUAUAUUCAUUUACUCAACAUUAUUGGCCAAGUAUUGGCUGAUGUGUUGGUGGUCAAGUUCAUGGGUGUCAGAGCCUUGGGCUAUUUCAUAAUGAGCUCGUUUUUGGCGGGUCUGUUGCACCCUUGUGCGGGACACUUUAUAGCUGAGCAUUAUGUGCUCAACGAGAACAACAAUUCCCGGCGGGAAUUCGAUGCCAAAAAGGUCAAUAUUCCACCUGAACUUCUCCCAGCAGAAACUUACCUGUACUAUGGACCCCUCAACAAGCUCACUUGGAACGUUGGUUACCACAAUGAACACCAUGAUUUCCCAUACAUAGCCUGGACAAAACUCCCCGAAUUGCGCCGCAUUGCUGCUGACUUCUACGACCCCCUUCCUCACGUUGACUCUUGGUGUGGAGUCAUCUGGUGGUUCUGCUUCAACGAUGUCAAUACACUUUGGAACAGAGUCAAAAGAACAGGCAAAGAAAAGCACGGCACCAAGGUUAGCUGCAAAUUGGACGAGAACUGA